This is a messenger RNA of Nicotiana tabacum (common tobacco), 3036 nucleotides long. NCBI's taxonomy places the organism in Eukaryota, Viridiplantae, Streptophyta, Magnoliopsida, Solanales, Solanaceae. The record is from RefSeq and is a predicted model, not a curated record.
CAGCUUCAUGAACAACUUGAGAUCCAAAGAAAGUUACAGUUGCGGAUUGAAGAACAGGGUAAAUACCUCGAAAUGAUGUUUGAGAAGACAAAAGACAUGGGAAAAGAUCUAAAGGUAUCAUCAUCACUAAAAACAGAUGAACAUCCUUCACCAUCCACCGAGACGAAGCAUUCUCCUUCCAACGACAAAUCAGAAGCACUGGAGCAGGAUCCUGUUUGUUCAAACGAUGCUUCAAGUUCUGGAGGCGAGCUUACACAUGGCAAGAACAAAGAAGGGAACUUACUGGAAAGGAAAACUUGUGAAGAUCAUGGCUCAGAUGUUAGAAACUUGUGUUCACCUCCACCGAAACGAGCAAAAACUGAGGAAACAUCAGCUUCAUGAAUCUUAACAAACUCAUUUGUUAUAUGUAGCAAGGAUAGCUGAAAUGUGAAUUGUCUUUGAAAAUGCUGUUGACUUGAUAAAAGCUUCUGGUUUAAAAAUAACUAAAUCUUUCAACCAAAGGACCAACUAUGUUCUUCACUGAUCCCAGCAUUGCUCGAACCACCAUCUCGUAGGCCUACGAGUAUGCUGACAGAUAGAGGAACUUCCAGUAUUAGAACAAGAAAGUAGUUUGUCAAUUAUACUGGUUGGUUCAUUGAAUGUGUUGAUCAACAUUCUAUGUAAGGAGUCGAUUUACAUUGUUGUCUGGCAAUAAGCUAAGUGAGAAGCUGUGACCAAGGAAGCCAUAGGAGCCUAUGGUUCCAUUCUUCUUGUCUGUCACUUGUUUGCACUUUGAUUAGCUAAAGUAGUUGUUAUCUAGUUAAAUUUUUUUAUUGGAAUUAUCAUUUUAAUACUCACUUAUUAUAAGGCAUUAAUUUUUGGAAACAGAUUUAUAGAAAGGAAAUUUAGUUUACCAAGAAGAGGAGUAGAGCAAGUUAUGUAAGUGUGUCACAUCACUUCAUUGUACUUCCAAAUUUAGUAGAGUUUAAUACUUUUGAUUUAUAAAUUAAAGGUGCUUCUCCAAAUGGAAAAUUAGAUGAAGUAUUUUAAUACUAGUGCAGAUCAUGAACACCAAUUUCAGAUAGUUGAGUACCAUGUAUACAAUGUAGUUGCUUCUUCCUUCUCUAACCCAACCGUUGACUUUGUGGCUUUUAUAUAUUUGUGUGCUAUUAUGAAACACCAUCAUCUAAAUUUGCUGUUAAAUUUCCAAACCCCAAAAGGGAAAGACAGAAAGUCAGUUAUCUGCAGUUUAACUAACUCCAAAGCCGGCAGACUAAAAAUACCAAAAUACCCCCCAUGUCUGUUAUUCUUCUUCCACAAGUCCAUUUCUUUUUCGUUUUGUCUACAAUUCACAAGGCACUACUUCCAAAUGUUUGAAGUUUUCAUCACAAUCAUAUUCUAACACUUCAUUGUUGAGUCCUUUUGUAGGCAGAUUAUUUUGUUAAGAGAACAGAGACAAAACUUUGCAGAGAUAAGGAAUGGGAAAAAAGGGAAGCUGCUUUUCUGCAGUGAAAAUGGUUCUUUGUACUAAGAAGAAGAAGAAAGAGAAGCAAAACCAAAAAUCUAGAAAAUGGUUUCCAAAGCAGAAGAGCGCCGACUGGGAUUCUUCCAGUGCACAUACCACAACAACUGAUCCUGCAGCUGCUCCUCCUACAGAGCAGAUGAGAUUCGUGGAAGCCGAGAAUGAGCAAAACAAGCAUUCCUACGCCGGUGCGCUUGCUACUGCUGUUACAGCCUGUGAACUAGGUGAAUCAAAGGAAGAGUUUGCAGCUAUCAAGAUACAAACAGCUUUUCGUGGAUAUCUGGCUAGGAGGGGAUUCAGGGCUUUGAAAGGACUAGUGAGGUUGAAGAAAAUGAUUGAAGGGCAAUCUGUCAAACGGCAAACCACUUCCGCUUUAAGGUAUAUGCACACCCUAGCUCAUGUUCAAUCUGAGACCCGUACCAGAAGAAUUAGAAUGUUAGAGGACAACAUGGCUCUCCCGAGACACUUCCAACAGAAGAACGAGAAGGAGCAGGAGAAGUUGAUAGCAUAUAAAUUUGGGGAUAUUUGGAAUGACAGCACACAGUCAAGGGAACAAGUUGAAGCAAACCUCCAAAGCAAGCAGGAGGCUGCCUUGAGAAGGGAAAGGGCUUUGUCUUAUGCAUACACACAUCAGAAAACACAGAGGCAUCCUUCAAAAGCUACAAAUCCGACAUUCACAGACCCGAAUAAUCCCCAGUGGGGUUGGAGUUGUUUGGAGCGACGGAUGGCUUCUCGUCUAUGGGAAGAUAAAAGUGCAUUUGACAAAGAAUUUAACAGUGUUCAUAACACCGCAAAAAUCCCAACCAACCAUGCCACUUCUGUUGGUGAAUUUGAUCAAUCUCGUCGUGAUUUCCACCUUGACAAUGUGCCUUCUCCAACCGCUCAUAAACAAAGCCAAUCACCAUCAAUACCUUGGCCAAAGCCAGUGAGAAUAAGGCUAGCAAGUCCAAGGAGAAGUAGUAAUGUAGAUGGCGGCUCAAGAAGCAUUGCCAGUGCUCAGUCGGAUCGUGGAAGGAGGCAUAGCAUAUCGUCAAUUAGAGAUCAUGAAAGCCUCGCGAGAUUCCCACAUGUUCCUAGUUACAUGGCAGUAAAAGAAUCAGCAAAGAUGAUCAAGUUCCAUUUACCAAGUCCAUUGGGUUUCAAGCCAGAGAAGGGAACAGGUAAUUCGGCCAAGAAAUGAUUGUCUUUUUCGACAUCUCCUCGUGGUCCAAGGAGGCAUUCUAAUCCACAAAGUUAGAGAUGUGAAAGGAAGUAUUUUAGAUAGCAAGUAACAAAGAAGAGAAGGCCUAAUACAUUGGCUUUUCUUCUUCAUAAACUUUCUCAGUGGAGUGCAUACUGAACAAGUAUUUUAGAUAGCAAGUGACAAAGAAAAGUGAUGCUCUUAUCUUUUUAUAUUAUUCUAUUUAUUCCUGUUUCUCUAGUGUGCAUUAUCAAAAGUUUAGAUUGGAUUACUGUUUUAGCCAUUGCUGUUGUUUGUAUAUGAGGUUUCUAUUUGUAAUUGUUGUUGUCUCUCUGUAAUUGAAACUUGAUCUUAA